GCCGGGUACACAUUUCACACGAGUCGCCAUGCUACAGCUACAUCGUUGUUGCCAUAGUCGCCACGACUUACGCCACGAUUCCCGGAUCGCGACGGGAUUUUACCUGCGGAUUGCGUGCUCACUCACUUUAUCUUGUUUCGAGUCUGCUCCUUAGCGGGGUGUUCGAUAUGGACGCGCAACUGCACCAGAGCGGCUCCCAAUCCUCCCUCUCGCAAGCUCACGUCGAGCGGGGCUCGUUACAGUCACAUCGGGAAAUCGACGCGCUACGAUGCGUGCUUCCAUGGCUGCCGCAGCGCGACCUAUGCGCCGCGGCGUGCGUGAGUAGGGAACUAAGAACCGCAGCUUAUCAGCCCGAGCUGUGGAAGUCUCUUUCCCUGCAGGGUGCCACUAGCGCCAGUGCCAGGCUCGCCCAGGCGCUCACUCAGCCUCGUUUUAGUCACCUUCAGCAUCUGAAUCUGGAGUUCGCACAGCCAAUCACAGACGCCGAUCUGCUGCUGCUUGCAGGGAAGCCCCUCGUGUCUCUGAAUCUCAACGCGUGUCAGCAAGUCACGGACCAAGGGGUCACCACUGCUGCUAAACUGCUCCCGAACCUCCAAUCCUUUUCUCUCUAUUGGAACCUCAGCUGCAGAACAUCACAGAACAUCACAGACACGGCACUCCGCUUCAUCAGCACCUCUCUCCCCAAUCUCAAGUCCCUAAACCUCACACGCUGUGUGCGGGCAACAGACACGGGCCUGAAGUACGUCACAUCAGGUUGCACUCAAUUGGAGGAGCUUCUGCUGUACGCCCUCUCUAGCUUCACUGACGAGUCCCUGGCAACAAUCGGCCGCCUCUCACACCUACGGGUGCUUGACCUCUGCGGCAUGAAACACCUGACAGACCAAGGACUGCAAGGCAUCGCGUGCUGCACUCACCUCAUAUCCCUCAACCUCUCUUGGUGUGUGCUUAUAACGGAUCAGAGCCUCAUCACAGUAGCAUCCUCCUGCCACUAUCUCGAGCUUCUGAGUCUCCAUGGCAUAAGGGGAGUCACAGAUGCGUCCAUGGCAGCUCUCUCUGCUUCGUGCGUCAACACUCUGCACACUUUGGAUGUCAAUGGCUGUGUGGGGAUAGAGGAUCGCUCCCAUGCUCAUUUGAAGGUGCUUUUCCCCAAGCUCACAUGCUUCACUGUUCACAAGUGACACUGUGGAUUCAUGUGUUUCGUAACAAUCACAAUUGCAACAACUAGGGCCUUGUUGAAUUAUGUAUGUUAGUAAAUAAUUGUAGACUUGGUAGGCGUUACUGAAACUUCCUAUAGAGGGUACAACACCCCUCCUUGUAUCCCUCUCUUCUAUUCUCGCUCUCUUUUCUCUCG
This is a messenger RNA of Closterium sp. NIES-67, 1351 nucleotides long. The record is from the annotation of a GenBank genome assembly. NCBI's taxonomy places the organism in Eukaryota, Viridiplantae, Streptophyta, Zygnematophyceae, Desmidiales, Closteriaceae.